This is a messenger RNA of Coffea arabica (coffee), 1338 nucleotides long. RefSeq lists its product as uncharacterized. The record is from RefSeq and is a predicted model, not a curated record. Gene Ontology annotation, molecular function: ubiquitin protein ligase activity; zinc ion binding. NCBI's taxonomy places the organism in Eukaryota, Viridiplantae, Streptophyta, Magnoliopsida, Gentianales, Rubiaceae.
CCUUGAGGGCAACCAUUGGAGGGGUGACCAAGUCAAGUCAAGACUUUCCAUUUCUUCACCUCACACAAUCACCUCACGUGUCCCUCAAAACUGUCCAAAGAAUCCCAUCCACAAUAUUCCUCCCUCUACAAAACAACGCCACUUCCUUUCACAUUUCUAGCAGCAUAUGAUCCUUUUAUCCUGUCCUAUCCUAUGACAAAAUAAAAAACAUCUUCCCCUCCAAACUGCAAAUAACUACCUUUCUAUUUCCCCGCAUAUGGAAUCCAUCGCAUCCAGUUCAUCCCCUCCUCACGACCAGCAGCACCACCGUUUCGAGCCGACGCAACCUCUCGCCGAGCGCAUUUUCCGAGCCCUUCGCCACCGCCUCCGCCUCCUCCACAGGUUUGAUUCCUCCUUCUUUGUGUUAGGCGCCACAGGAAAUGUUUACACUGUCAACUUAUCCGCCACCCCAUCAUGCACCUGCCCUGAUCGCACCGCCCCUUGCAAGCACAUUCUCUUCGUGUUUAUACGCGUUCUAGGCGUCCCCCUCGAUGAUUCCUGCCUCUGGAGGAGGAGUCUGAGGCCGUGCCAGCUCAACCGCCUUCUCGCUUCGCCUACGUCGACGGAUGCCUUAGCCGGGGCUACCGUUCGAGAGAUGUUCCACCAGCUGUUUUUUCAGGCUGGGCCGAGUACUUCAGGCGGCCCUCGUGUUGACGUGGAAGAUGGCACGGCUUGCCCGAUAUGUCUCGAGGAAAUGGGGAAAGGAGAGAAAAUCGUAGCUUGUGGGACCUGUAGAAAUCCAAUUCAUGAAGAAUGUUUAAUGGCGUGGAAGAAAAGCAGCAGAAGAAGAUCAACCAGCUGUGUACUUUGUCGCGCUAGGUGGAGAAAUACGGCUGAUCAAGACAAGUACUUGAACUUAUCAGCUUAUAUUAGCGAGGAUGACAUGGUUGAAGAUGAAGGCCAUUGCAGCUAUCAACUCUUCAGGCCUCCAAGAAUCCUCUGUGGGGAUGAUAGAUAGGGCUGAAGGAGUGGAAAUUAGGGAAAGAAGACUAUAACUGUAUAUACAUGCUAAACAAAACAAGUUGGUUGUUUUGGAAAAGAAAAGAAAAGAAAAGAAAGAAAAGAAAAAGUUGGAAAAGAAAAGAAAGAAGAAAGAAAGAAAAGAAAAAGUUGGAAAAGAAAAGAAAGAAAAAGUUGAUUGUUUAAGAGUCAAUUUUGUUGGAAACGGAAUUAAUAUUCCAACCCUCGUGCUCUUCGAAUUAUGUUUUUCUUGCAAUCACAAAAUUAAAAGUUUUAGGGCCUUGUAUGUGUGUAUGUGUAUAUAUAUAUAUAUAUCACAUUGCUUAGGGCUUUCAAUAA